This is a messenger RNA of Cornus florida, 2376 nucleotides long. Its product is annotated as serine/threonine-protein kinase STY46-like. Bases 349 to 2070 code for a protein of 573 amino acids. The transcript has 16 exons. NCBI's taxonomy places the organism in Eukaryota, Viridiplantae, Streptophyta, Magnoliopsida, Cornales, Cornaceae. Gene Ontology annotation, biological process: protein phosphorylation. Gene Ontology annotation, molecular function: protein kinase activity; ATP binding. The record is from RefSeq and is a predicted model, not a curated record.
GAGAGAGAGAGAGAGAGAGAGAGAGCGAGACGAAUGAAAACCUCCUCGGAUAGCACUAGUGCCGCUGCUUUUUGUCUAUUUUAGUAUAUACAAAAUAUAUAUAUAUAUAUAUAUAUAUAUAUAUAUAUAUAUAUAUGUCUGUAUGUAUCUAUAGCUGUAUACAUAUUCUAGUUUAAGCUUUCUCAAAUCUGCAUCUCCGUAUAAAAUCCUACCCUGCUAUGGAGUAAUUCACUUCACGUAGAGAGCAACAAAUCGUAGUCUUUUCGUGUUUGGAUCUGGAAGAGCCGAAUUUUCUUGCGAAUUUUCUGUCACUUUCUUUUUGUCUUUUUUAUUCUGUUGUUUGAUUCAAUGGUGAUGGAAGAUACCGAGAGCUGUAGUAGCCGAGUGAUGGAAUCGUCGUCGCCAGUAAAUGCGCGGCAACUGAGGAAAAAGCUUGAGGUGUACAAUGAAGUUCUUCGUAGGCUUAAGGAAUCGAAUAGCGAAGAAGCUGAAGAGCGUGGUUUUGAAGAUGAACUUUGGGCUCACUUCAAUCGACUUCCCACUCGGUAUGCACUAGAUGUGAAUGUGGAGAGGGCAGAAGAUGUUCUCAUGCAUAAAAGAUUAUUGCAUCUGGCGCAUGAUCCUGAUAAUAGACCUGUAUUCGAAGUUCGCCUAGUGCAGGUUCCUCCUGUAUCUGAUGGUAAUACGGCAGAUUCUGUCCAUUCAAGCUCUUCAAGGAAUGAAGUUGCCCAAAGCAUCCAUCCACCACCUGCCUUUGGUUCAUCUCCUAACCUCGAAGCCCUUGCACUUGAAACAAACAAAUCUCAAGAUCAAGAUUGGGACAGUGCUGUACAUGCCCAUUCACGGUUCUUCCGGCCAAUGCAUGAGAUCACCUUUUCAACAGAUGACAAACCAAAGCUUCUCAGUCAGUUGACUUCAUUACUAGCUGAGGUUGGGCUGAACAUCCAGGAAGCGCAUGCUUUUUCCACAGCAGAUGGUUAUUCUUUAGAUGUUUUUGUUGUUGAUGGUUGGCCAUAUGAGGAAACCGAGAGGCUCCAAACUGUGUUAGAAAAGGAAGCUUUCAGAAUUGAGAAACAAUGCUGGCCAAAUCCUCGUUCAUUAUCUCCUAUAAGCAAGCCAGAGCAAUCAGGGAUCAAAUGUGAACCUGAUCAUUUGAAGAUACCAAAUGAUGAUGUAUGGGAAAUUGAUUCUCUGCUUCUAAAAUUUGAGAAAAAAAUUGCAUCUGGGUCAUACGGUGAUCUAUACAAAGGUUCAUACUAUACUCAGGAAGUAGCUAUCAAAGUCCUCAAGGCAGAGCAUGUAAAUUCAGAUAUGCAGAGGGAGUUUGCUCAAGAAGUUUUUAUUAUGAGGAAGGUUCGACACAAGAAUGUUGUACAAUUCAUAGGUGCAUGCACCAAACCUCCAAGCUUGUGCAUUGUGACAGAGUAUAUGUCCGGUGGAAGUGUGUAUGACUAUCUACACAAACAUAGGGGUACUUUUAAGCUUCCAUCUUUACUCAAAGUAGCAAUUGAUAUAUCAAAGGGAAUGAACUACCUGCACCAGAAUAAUAUAAUUCAUAGGGACUUGAAGGCUGCCAAUCUUCUGAUGGAUGAAAACGAACUUGUUAAAGUGGCUGAUUUUGGAGUUGCCAGAGUAAAAGCUACAUCCGGUGUUAUGACAGCAGAAACAGGGACAUAUAGAUGGAUGGCUCCUGAGGUUAUAGAGCAUAAGCCCUAUGAUCACAAGGCUGACGUUUUUAGUUUUGGGAUCGUAUUAUGGGAGUUGCUAACUGGAAAGCUUCCUUACGAGUAUUUAACCCCGUUACAAGCAGCUGUUGGAGUUGUCCAAAAGGGUCUGAGGCCUACAAUCCCAAAGAACACUCAUCCAAAGCUUGCUGAGCUGCUUGAGAGAUGCUGGCAGCAAGAUCCUGCCUUACGACCUGACUUUACUGAAAUAUUAAACAUCCUGCAGCAAAUAGUCAAGGAGGUUGGGGAUGGAGAGGAUCGGCACAAAGAUAAAUCAUCUGGUGGAUUCCUAUCAGUCCUCAGACGGGGGACAUCACUGAAGCAAAAGGAAGGACAAUGUUCAUAGCAUGUAUACAUAAGCCCUAUUUUCGGGCCAUUUCUCAUCUGUUUUUUCAUCUGUGUUGUACAGCUCCUCCUGGUUCCUUUUCAUUUUAAGAUUUUGUUAUCUUUUCUUGGUUAUUAUUUGACCAAGCCUCACCUUCUUGUUCAUGGCCCCUGCUGUUACAUCAUCAUCUCAAAAGGGGCAAUGUUGAUGAGCAUUGUAACUUAAUCUCCCUGCAGUAUCAAAUUAAUGUUUAAUUUCUGAAUUCAGUAAUUUUUUUCUGACCAUUAUUAUGGAAAUAUGUAUCUUAGCUUUUGUUUGUCUUGGGUA